AGGGAUAAACAUUGCCACAUUUUUUUGCAUGAACUUGUAGUGUCAAACAAUUUUCAACAAUUAACGAACAUUGUAAAUUUCAUGCCACCUACCCCAACUAGGUGAAAAUGUGAAAUUAAGGUUCCAAUGAUGAUGAAGAAUUUGCAGUUCAAACAACAUGCAACAAACCCAGUAGAAUCCCACAGUGAAGAGUUUGCAGUUUGUUGGUGAAAUAUAAAUUUUUAACUCUAUAACUUUUUUGACUAACUGAACCAUUAAUCUAGCUCUUCAAGAUAAUCAAGUUGAAGUAUCUUACUAUUUUACCUCAUUAUUCAGUGUUGGGCACUUUUUUCAGCGUCAUUUUGGGAAUGAGGUAUCACACUGUCUUUUGAUUCUGAAAUAAAAGUGAACAUCUAUAUAUCUGAGUUUGAAAUUGCACAUUCAAAACAAUUUAAAAAAUUCACCGCUGGCCCUUGGGCUGCUUAAUCUGCAAGGUUGUGGAGUAUCUCAUUGAUCCCUUUGUCGCGGGCACCACUGGAGGAGAUCCCAAAUCACUUUCAGUGAGUAUUCAUUUAUGCAACUUAUUUUUGUUGGACAUUCACUAACUUUUUUCAAUUGAGAUUAACAUGUUAAUGUUAAUAAAUACCGGAGUACAACUCAAGAAGGCAGAAGCCCUUCGAUGUAACCAUUUACUAAUUUUUACCACGGGGAUACAAUUCUGGUGUGUAAUGUCACAUUAAGGAUAUUAGGAAAGGGUGUAUUUCAUUUAAAUGACAGUUCAAUGUUCACUUUUGGUAUUAAACAUCAUUCAUGACAUAUUCACGUCUUCACGAUUUAUUUCCUAUCAUCAAAUAGAUGACCCAUGCAUUUCCAGAACUGUGGGAUCUAGAGAAAAGGUUUGGAUCAGUCAUAUUUGGGGCAAUUCAAUCUAAGAUAUCAUCCAACAAGAAGAAUCAAGGGCCAAUUGGUGCUUCAAAGAUUAAGCAUCAGCGUGGAUCCUUUUCUUUUAUAGGUGGAAUGCAGACACUUACAGAUGCACUGUGCAAAGAGCUUGGCGAAGAUGAACUUAAACUUUCUUCAAAGGUUCUAGAAUUAUCUUCUUGCCACAAAGAAAACUGUCUGGGUAGCUGGUUAGUUUCUUAUGCUUCACCUCACAGAAAACACUCAGUAAAGGAAUCGUUCGAUGCUGUUGUGAUGACGGCUCCUCUCUCUGAUGUCAAAACCAUGAAUUUCACUAAGAAGGGAGCUCCAUUUUUGCUCAACUUUCUCCCUGAGGUUGAUUAUGUUCCUCUAUCUAUCAUGAUCACCACAUUCAAAAGAGAGAAUGUAAAGCGACCCCUCGAGGGGUUUGGAGUGCUUGUACCAUCUAAAGAGGAACAAAAUGGUUUGAAGACAAUAGGCACUCUAUUCUCUUCCAUGAUGUUUCCAGAUCGAGCACCAAAGAAUGUUUAUCUUUACACUACUUUUAUUGGAGGAAGUCGAAAUAGGGAACUUGCAAAAGCUUCAAGGGAUGAACUGAAGGAGAUUGUAUCUUCUGACCUUAAGCAGUUGCUGGGUACCAAAGGAGAGCCAAUGUUUGUCAACCAUGUCUUCUGGAGUAAGGCAUUUCCUUUGUAUGACCGUAACUACGGGUCAGUCCUGGAAGCGGUUGACAAGAUGGAGAAGAACCUCCCUGGAUUUUUCUAUGCAGGUAACCAUAAGGGGGGACUGUCUGUGGGCAAAGCAAUAUCAUCUGGUUGCAGUGCAGCUGAUCAUGUCAUCUCAUAUUUGGAAUCUUCUUCAGUUGAGCCUCAGAAAUUGCCUUUGCCUUGAUUAAGGUUCUUCUUUCAUGUCCCUUCUAUCAACAUUUUUGAGAUCCAAACACGCCCUAAAAGCAUGAUAGUAGAAAUUUGGGUUUCAUUUCCCCAUGUUGUAUCCUUCUGAU
Cuscuta campestris is the source of this 1903-nucleotide messenger RNA. The record is from the annotation of a GenBank genome assembly. Lineage: Eukaryota; Viridiplantae; Streptophyta; Magnoliopsida; Solanales; Convolvulaceae.